UGUAAUGAGCACGUUCUGUUUCAGCUAUUUAGUGAUUUGUGUUUUAUGAAACAAAAGGAUUUCGUUGUAUUAAACAAGAUAUUUAAGUUGUCUGUCAUGGGAGAAAAAAAAUCUGUUUGGUGCUACAAGAUCUUCAGCAUUGCUUUAAUCUUUGACCUUGUCAACUGCAAUAACGGGUCAGCCUUCCAGCAAACUUCUCGCUUCUCUGCUUAUGAGGUGACCGUACCAAAACGCAUAGCACGACAGAGGAGAGACCUGGAUAACCAAGACACAGGGGAGGUGACUUACACCAUCCAAGCCCAGGGCAAGGAGCAUGUUGUUAUUCUGGAGAGGAACAAUGUCCUACUUCCCUGGAAUUUCACUGUUUACACAUAUGGUAAAGAUGGCUCACUCAUCACUGAGAGACCUGACAUGCAGAAUCACUGUCACUACAGAGGCUAUGUGGAGGAUGUUGAGUUUUCAUCUGCAUCUGUCAGCCUCUGUUCUGGGCUCAGUGGGUUUUUGAUGGUAGGGAACACUACAUUGGGGAUUGAGCCUCUGGAGGGCUCAUCUGGCUUUGAGCAUGUGGUGUACCGCUUGGAGGAUGAGGAGACGGAACCUGUCACCUGUGGAACCCCCCACACCCAUCACCCUAGCGACAGUGACAUCUCCUCCAAAGCCCAGAACAUUGGCCACUCUCACAGUGGUAUGUCUGGGGAUCCUGUCAGUCAUUUACUCAGAAGGAGGCGAGCUAUUAUGCAGCAGACUCACUACGUGGAGCUGAUUAUAGUGGUGGAUUACAAUGGAUUCAAAGUAAUGGAUAAUGAAACCCGGGUUCAAGACCAGAUGAUACAGGUUGCAAAUCGCCUAGACAGUAUGUAUGCGCCGUUGAACAUCCGUGUGGUGCUGGUGGGGUUGGAGAUCUGGACGGCAGGGAACCUCAUCACUGUGGACAGAAAUGCUGGGGGCGUGCUGUCGCGCUUCAGGGAGUGGAGGGCACAGAAUCUGCUGCCCCGCCAUCGCCAUGACGCUGGCCAUUUUGUUGCGAAACAACAUUUUGGAAAUAUCGCUGGGCUGGCCUACGUUUCCACUGUCUGCAGUCAGUUGAGUGCUGCAAUAAACAUUUAUGGGAGCGUGGGCUACCUCUCAUCCAUUAUGUCCCAUGAACUAGGCCACAACCUGGGUAUGGGUCAUGAUCGUCCAGGCUGCCACUGCCCAGCCAAACAAUGCAGAAUGGGCGCCAAAGGCACAUGUGGAGACUCAUGUGUUGAUAUUGUUUUCAGCGACUGCAGUGCUGAUAGCUUUGAGAAGUUGAUGCUGAAAAUGGGCCACCAUAACUGUCUCCUCAACGUGCCACAGCCACACAAGACCUACCGCAAGCCCUACUGCGGCAACAAGCUGCUGGACCCAGGGGAGGAAUGUGACUGUGGCUCGGAGGAGGAGUGCAAGAAGGACCCGUGCUGUGAGCCAAACACCUGUAAGCUGAAGUCCUGGGCUCAGUGUACCGAUGGGGAAUGCUGCAGGAACUGUAAAUUCCUGCCAGGUGGUUAUGAGUGCCGCAGCCGGUCAGAUGAGUGUGACCUUCCUGAAUACUGCAGCGGCUCGUCUCCUUUCUGCCCGGCUGAUGUCUUUGUGCAGAACGGGCAUGUCUGCAGGAACAACCAAUCAUAUUGCUACAAUGGCGAUUGCCAACACCAUGACACCCAAUGCAAGACCUUAUUUGGUUCCAAGGCAAGGUCUGCAGCAGAUGUGUGCUAUGAAUUUGUGAACUCUAAGGGGGACCGCUUUGGAAACUGUGGUGGCAACCGGGGGUGCAGUGCCAGGGAUGCCAAGUGUGGGAAGCUGCAGUGUGAAAAUGUUCAUUCGGACACCGUGUUUGACACUGAGCCCUCCAUCAUAUCAACCACCAUUGGUAAAAACAAGUGCUGGGGGGUGGACUUCAUGAUGGGGCCUGAUGUGUUGGAUCCAGGAAUGGUUAACGACGGAACAAAAUGUGGAGAAGACAAGGUGUGCUUGAAUAAUAAAUGCAAGGAUGUGUCAGAGCUCCAAUUUGACUGUGACAUGAAGGACAAAUGCCAUGGCCACGGGGUCUGUAACAACAAUAAAAACUGCCACUGUGAUUACGGAUGGGCUCCCCCUUUCUGUAAGGAAGAAGGCUAUGGAGGCAGCCUCGAUAGCGGCCCUACAUGGAACGAUAAAGACAAGGCCACCAGGGUUGGUUUGCUGAUAUAUUUCUUCCUAGUACUUCCUCUGCUCCUGCUGGGUAUGACUGUGUUUAUUGGUUGGAACCAGCUGCAGCAGCACUUCUGCAGGAACAGGACUGAAUGUAGACAGCAGACCAACAAUCAAAACUCAGCCUCUCAGGCAGGAAACCCUACUACAGAUGGAGUUGUUCAGACUUCAAUGCUGGCCUUUGUGCCUUCUUAUGGACCUUCGAACCCGCAAUCCCAAUACAAACCCCAUACUGUAGCGACACACAUGAGGCCUCAGCGACUUCCUCCUCCUCUUCCUCCUCCUUGUGUAUAGUACUAGUAGAGCCUGUUAACGGAGAGCCGGAUCACUCCCAAUUAACUCCAUUGUACCUGCAAUCUGUUGCAGUUCCGCUAGGGGUGAUCACGAAU
Alosa sapidissima (American shad) is the source of this 2600-nucleotide messenger RNA. Its product is annotated as disintegrin and metalloproteinase domain-containing protein 9-like. The transcript has 22 exons. Gene Ontology annotation, biological process: proteolysis. NCBI's taxonomy places the organism in Eukaryota, Metazoa, Chordata, Actinopteri, Clupeiformes, Clupeidae. Gene Ontology annotation, cellular component: plasma membrane. The record is from RefSeq and is a predicted model, not a curated record. The coding region runs from base 46 to 2505 and encodes 819 amino acids. Gene Ontology annotation, molecular function: metalloendopeptidase activity.